UCAGAUCAACCUUGCAUCCUUGCCUCACGCUCCAACUCAGGAAGAAAAUGCUGGUGGUGACGCUAGUACUUGUCUGAUCCCAAGCGCUUCUUUGCCGAUUGUGGCUGGAGCUUCAGUCUAUGUAAAAGAACGUAAUUGUGAGGAGUUGAGGACGGAAGCGAAUGAGCUGCGUAAUAGAGCUAAAGCUGCUGAACAACAGAUGGAAAAAAAAUUGGGAGAAAAAGACGAAAUUAGUUCAGAAAACAGAAAAGUUGUUCAAAGUAACCGAGGAGCGUAAUGAGGUUACAAAGGAGAAUGCUAAGUUGUCUCAAACUGUUGAGGAGCUGGAAAACAAAGCAGAUGACCUUAAAAAGCAACUAGCUGAGGACUUUGAAAAGAAGCUGGCAAAGAAAACAGGACUUUGAAAAGCAACUAGCUGACAGUAAAAAGGAAUUUGAGCAACAGUUGUCUAAAGAAGCCAAACAGGCUAAGCAGCAGCAAGCACGGAAAGACGAGAAGCUCAGAGCAACUACUCACGAGUUGGAGACAUGCAAAGAACAGUUAGAGGAAAUUAAGGAGCAACUUACUGGUGCUCGUGAAAAGGAGGAAAAGCUCGAGUCUGUAAUUACUGUCCUGAAGAAACAAGUGGAAGAGCUGACAGCUGAGAGGGAGGCUCUUAAAGAAACCGUAGCUGACUUAAAUAAGCACGUUAAUAGUUUGAAUCAACAAAUGGGUGACAUCGAAACUAAAGUCCAGGAGAAGUGUGUCCAGAAAGAAGACUUGGAAAAAAUGAAGAAGGAGAUGGACCGCAAUAAGGGGGAGAUGGUGGAGGAGCUGGAUCGUCGUAAGGAGGAACAGAUAAAGAUGAAGGGCGCAUUGGACCAGCUCCAAGAACUAGUACAGCUUGCCUUGUCUGGUAAAAGUAAAAUUAUUGCAAAAGACACUAAGCCAUCAAGCACUUCAAGCACCCCGCCAUCCAAUCCCUCUCCUCCCCCUCCAGAAAACCAAACAGUGUAACAUUUUGUUUAUUAGUAGCUUUAUUUUUGUACGUAAACCAACUUUUUAAUUAUUUUUAAUACAGAACUUUGUACAGGUAAUGCAUCAACUAAUUAAAGUGCUGCACAGUAAAUAAAAAUUCUGGGGUGUAUAUUAAUAAAAAGUUUCUCUAAAGUGGAUAAGGUGGUUGUCCAGCCGGAGCAUCAGUGGGGUAGAAAGGCGUGGCUCAGGGGGGCUGGGUCUGUGGGGGGAGGAAGAGUAUCAUUAUCAUGUACGCUUCAAGCUGUGUACAAACAGUUCAGAAACAUCAUCAUUGAUCGUACAGGUAUCGACCAGAACUGAAUUGGAGGGCAAGCUAAAGAUGAGCACAGAGCAAGUGAAGCAGAAAGAAAACAAA
Messenger RNA from Halichondria panicea, 1372 nucleotides. RefSeq lists its product as uncharacterized. Bases 709 to 996 code for a protein of 95 amino acids. The record is from RefSeq and is a predicted model, not a curated record. The transcript has 6 exons. Lineage: Eukaryota; Metazoa; Porifera; Demospongiae; Suberitida; Halichondriidae.